CAGCUUCCGGCGCCGUCUUUUCCCAGCAUUCUUUGUUUACUUCCAGGUUUAGUAAUAGUGAAGGGAGAACGUGAGUAGGGUUGGGUUACGGUUGAGGGCUUUGGGGGUCUUGCUGCGCCCGCCACCCCCUGGGGCCGGGGUAGAGGGCUCUCCGGGACGGAGUGAGGCUGCGGUGCCCCGGGAGGCUGCCUCUCAAGAGUGCUAUCAUUUCGGCAGGCCAGGCCAGAGAGGGGAGUUCGGGUACCACCCAGCGCCCCUCUCCCGCUCCCCGCAGGCCUUCGUCCCCGCCAUGGCCGAUCUAAUCCAGAAGAAGCUACAGGGAGAAGUGGAGAAAUAUCAGCAGCUACAGAAGGACUUGAGUAAAUCCAUGUCGGGGCGGCAGAAGCUUGAGGCCCAACUAACAGAAAAUAAUAUCGUGAAGGAGGAGCUAGCCCUGCUAGAUGGGUCCAACGUGGUCUUUAAACUUCUGGGUCCUGUACUGGUCAAACAGGAGCUGGGAGAGGCUCGGGCGACCGUGGGGAAGAGGCUGGACUAUAUCACAGCUGAAAUUAAGCGAUAUGAAUCCCAGCUCCGGGACCUCGAACGGCAGUCAGAGCAACAGAGGGAGACCCUGGCUCAGCUGCAGCAGGAGUUCCAGCGGGCGCAGGCAGCCAAGGCAGGGGCUUCUGGGAAGGCCUGACCCCUUGGUGGGGGGGGAGGGGAGGGGAGGGAAUGAGGCAGCUCUAGGGUCUAUACUGUAGCUAAUAAAAUGUGAAAACACCUGGCUGUUUUCUGACCAGCCACUUUCUGUCAUAAUUGUCUCCAUCCGUUCCCUGGGCCCCUUCCACUUUAUUUAUACACCACGUAUAUUACUCUAUCAGGUCCAAGGUCUUGUAACUGGAAUCUCUCUGCAGCAGAGUAAUCCUUCCUUCUUUCCUGAGACUAAAAUCUGAAAUGUUUCAAACCUACUUCUUGCCUGUAUAUACAACCCUUAAUUCUUCCUUAUCUUGGUUGGCACACCCUUUCAGGAAACAUGAGAAGAGCAUUUACAACACAAUUGUUGGGAAGGCUGGUUUAAUUGCAGAACUCACAGUAAUAUAAACUGAGACCCC
Mirounga angustirostris (Northern elephant seal) is the source of this 1091-nucleotide messenger RNA. It is a transcript of the gene PFDN6, whose product is annotated as prefoldin subunit 6. Gene Ontology annotation, molecular function: protein-folding chaperone binding. The coding region runs from base 290 to 679 and encodes 129 amino acids. Gene Ontology annotation, biological process: protein folding; chaperone-mediated protein complex assembly. Lineage: Eukaryota; Metazoa; Chordata; Mammalia; Carnivora; Phocidae. The transcript has 4 exons. Gene Ontology annotation, cellular component: cytoplasm; prefoldin complex. The record is from RefSeq and is a predicted model, not a curated record.